Molecule: messenger RNA, 1299 nt
Organism: Anoplopoma fimbria (sablefish)
Lineage: Eukaryota; Metazoa; Chordata; Actinopteri; Perciformes; Anoplopomatidae
Product: collagenase 3
Exons: 9
Coding region: 1-1248 (415 amino acids)
Biological process (GO): extracellular matrix organization; collagen catabolic process; proteolysis
Cellular component (GO): extracellular matrix
Molecular function (GO): metalloendopeptidase activity; zinc ion binding
Source: RefSeq, a predicted model, not a curated record
AUGCAGCGCUUCUUUGGUCUGCAUCCGACUGGGGAGCUGACCAAUGAGACUCUGUCAGUUAUGAAAAGGCCGCGCUGUGGUCUUUCAGACGUGGAGCCAUUCCGAGAGACAAUCCGCUGGAAGAAGAGCUCCCUCAGCUACAGGAUUGCUGGUUACAACCUCCCCAUCCCAAUCUCAAAGGUUCACAAAAUCUUCAGGGCGGCGUGGAAGCUCUGGUCCAACGUUACACCAAUGAAAUUUCGCAAACGGAGCAGAAAAGAGGCUGACAUCGUAAUCUCCUUCCACACUGGUGACCAUGAAGACGGCUCACCUUUUGAUGGCACAGGUGGAAUCCUGGCUCACGCCUUUUUGCCUGGGUUGGGUAUUGGUGGAGACGUGCACUUUGAUGCCGAUGAGGACUGGAGCUUCAAUUCUACUGGUUUCAACCUAUUUGCUGUAGCAGCCCAUGAAUUUGGCCAUGCACUUGGCCUGCCCCAUUCAUCUGAUCCUGGCGCUGUCAUGUACCCAUCAUACAACUUUGCCCCCAAUUACGAACUUCAGCUCUCGUUCCGGGAUGUGAAAGAUGUCCAACGGCUUUAUGGUAUCAGUUCCAAUUUUGCUUCAAUAUCUUCAAAAAAACCACCUCCAAGAACUCCUGACAAAUGUGAUCCAGAUUUGUCCUUUGACGCUGUAACAGAAUUACAACAGGAGGUCCUGUUUUUCAAAGACAGAUUUAUGUGGCGUAAACAUCCUCAAUUUGAUGAAACAAGAAUCACCCUGAUUAGCAGUCUGUGGCCAGACAGUGUACCUCCGUACUUGGAUGCUGUCUAUCAGAAUGUGGAGAGGAAUGUAAAUUUGUUUUUCAAAGGUCAUCAAUACUGGGUGAUGAGGCAGUUAAGACUUGAGGAAGGUUUUCCAAGAAACAUAUCGGACUUUGGUUUCCCCUCCAGAAUAAAAUCUGUAGAUGCUGUUCUUCACUUCAGAAAGGACAGAUACACUAUGUUCUUCACUGGACAUAAGUGUUGGAGGUUCAAUGAGGAGCAAAUGACGAUGGAAGGAUCAGCAACACUUAUAGAGCAGCAAUGGCCGGGGAUUCCAACUCCCAUAGAUGCAGCUGUCUUCUAUGAGGGACUGGUGCAUUUCUUCAGGGGAAACAUCCACUACAAAUUUGAUCCCAACUCCAAACAUGUUGUGUCCACCAGCCCCACUAAUGACCUGCUGGAAUGCAAGAAGAACGACAACAAUGAAAUACAGACAGAGAGGAGAUAAUGAAGGAAAGGCGUUCCAUGAAGCUUGACGCAAUGGUACUGUGUAUUUCCU